AGUCGAAUGGUUGGCGGGCUCUCGCGCGGGCGUGAAAGUCUAUAGUUCCUAAACAAUCUACAAUGUGCUUGAAAAUCUGAACAUUCAACAAACACUCAGGCCAAAGUUUCUUCACGAAUGGCUCGCAAACUUCAAAGUCAAUCUUAUAUCUACAUAUAAAGCCGUAGAUCAUGAUGGAGAGUCAAAAUGGGUUGGCUACGUCUCCGGAGACCGCGGUUGUGUCUGCAACUCCCGCCGCCGCGGCUUCAGGCAUUGCCGCCCCAGUGACAGCACCACCAACUACUGGCGGGCCGGCGAAAAGUCUGGCAGAAGCCGAGGCUGCCGCCGCCGCUGCCGCUGCUGCUGCCAAAAGAAAAGCCAUGAGUCGAAGAGGAAAACCUCCUCCAGAACGACCGCAACGAGCUCUCUUUUGCCUAUCGCUCACCAACCCGGUGCGAAAACUCUGCAUCAGCGUCGUAGAGUGGAAACCGUUCGAGUAUUUGAUCCUGUUGACCAUCUUCGCCAAUUGCGUUGCCUUGGCCGUCUACACGCCGUAUCCCAACGGGGACUCUAACAUUACCAAUGCUUAUUUGGAAAAAGUGGAAUAUGUCUUCUUGGUUAUUUUCACCAUUGAAUGCGUUAUGAAAAUCAUCGCCUAUGGUUUCGUCGCACACAGCGGGGCCUACCUACGCAAUACGUGGAAUUUUCUCGAUUUCACCAUUGUCGUCAUUGGCGCCGUGAGCACGGCACUGUCUACCAUGAUGAAAGACGGCUUCGACGUCAAAGCUUUGCGAGCCUUUCGAGUUUUGCGACCUCUGCGUCUAGUCUCCGGUGUUCCUAGUUUGCAAGUGGUGUUGAAUUCCAUAUUGAAAGCGAUGGUGCCACUUCUUCACAUUGCUCUGCUGGUCAUUUUUGUCAUCAUCAUUUACGCCAUCAUCGGUUUGGAAUUGUUUUCUGGCAAACUACACACAACUUGCUACGAUCCCGAAACUGGUGACAUGAUGAAAGAUCCUCAUCCGUGCUCUAAUUCGAGCGAGGUGGGAUUCGAUUGUGCCACGAUUGGAAUGGUCUGUCUUCCGGACUGGGAAGGACCCAACGAUGGCAUUACUAAUUUCGACAAUUUUGGACUGGCCAUGCUCACCGUGUUCCAGUGCGUCACACUCGAAGGCUGGACGGAUGUCUUGUACCAAAUAGAAGAUGCGAUGGGCAAUUCCUGGCAAUGGAUCUACUUCAUCUCGAUGGUUAUUAUUGGUGCCUUCUUCGUGAUGAACUUGAUUCUCGGUGUCCUCAGCGGAGAGUUUUCAAAAGAAAGAGAAAAAGCCAAAGCUCGCGGUGACUUUCACAAGUUGCGCGAGAAACAGCAAAUCGAGGAAGAUUUGCGAGGUUAUCUAGAUUGGAUUACCCAAGCGGAAGAUAUCGAGCCGGAAGGGGAGGACCGGCAACACGACGAAUCCAAGCACGCUAAAAACAAACGAGAGCAGGAUAAUAGUGUCGACAAGACGGAGGAAAGCAGCAACGCUGACACUUCGCAGGAUUCGUGGUGGACGCAGAAAAAGCGAAACUGGGAACGGAGCAAUCGUCGUAUGCGUCGAGCUUGUCGCAAAGCUGUCAAAUCUCAGGCUUUUUACUGGCUCAUCAUUAUUUUGGUGUUUCUGAACACUGGAGUACUGGCCACGGAGCACUACCAACAACCCGAAUGGCUGGAUUUCUUCCAAGAUGUGACCAACAUCUUUUUCAUCGUGCUCUUUGCCUUUGAAAUGUUGCUGAAGAUGUACAGCUUGGGAUUUCAAGGCUACUUUGUUUCUCUGUUCAACCGGUUUGAUUGCUUCGUCGUCAUCAGUAGUAUCGUCGAGGUGGUUCUUACCAAAACGGAUCUGAUGCCCCCGUUGGGCGUGUCCGUGUUGCGUUGCGUCCGUCUCCUCAGAGUUUUCAAAGUGACCAAGUAUUGGCGCUCACUUUCCAACUUGGUGGCGUCGCUGCUCAACUCGAUCCAAUCAAUCGCCUCUCUCUUAUUGCUCCUCUUCCUCUUCAUGGUCAUCUUUGCCCUGCUGGGUAUGCAAGUCUUUGGCGGCAAAUUCAACUUUGAAAAUCAAGAAUUGCCGAGAAGCAAUUUCGAUUCAUUCUGGCAGAGUUUACUAACUGUCUUUCAGAUUUUGACGGGCGAGGAUUGGAACGUUGUUAUGUACGAUGGCAUCAAGGCAUACGGUGGCGUCUCAUCCUUGGGCAUUCUCGCUUGCAUCUACUUCAUUAUCCUCUUCAUCUGCGGCAAUUACAUUCUUUUGAACGUCUUUUUGGCCAUCGCCGUCGACAACUUGGCUGACGCGGAAUCGUUGACUGCCAUCGAAAAAGAAGAAGCAGACCAAGCUGGAGCAAAAGCGGAAGCUGAAGCUGACUUAGAUAAAUCGGCGACCAGCGAUUCGGCUACGAAAGACGGUGACGAUCGAAGUCAAGAAGAGUUGGACGAGGAAGAAGAGGACAACAUGGACGAUAACGGCAAAGAAGGUGAUGGCGAUGAUAACGCCCAAGCGGAUGGUAACCAUGGCGACAUAUCGGAGCGGAAACGAUCUUCAAAAAAGAAAAAGUCAGACGGUGGUUCUACCAGGAUUGAAAUUGAACAGGAUUACGACGACGAAGGCACAGAGGACGCCAGUAAAGACGACGAGGGCUUGGGUGACGAUCAAGGAUCUUAUGAUGAUGAUAAUAACGGAGAAGAGGAGGAAGCCGAAGUCGGAGAGGAGGAGGAGGAAGAAGAGGAUGAAGACGGGCAGCCGGGGACGUUGCGUCCGCGACGCGCGUCUGCCGCCGCCCGCUCCAACAAAAUCAUUCCCAUACCCCCAUACACUUCCUUCUUCAUACUCUCCCACUCCAACAGGUUCCGAGUGUUCUGUCACUGGUUUUGCAACCACAACUACUUUGGGAACAUAAUCCUCGCCUGUAUUCUUAUUUCAUCGGCUAUGUUGGCCGCAGAGGAUCCACUCAGCGCUGAUACGGAUCGCAACAAGAUUUUGAAUCAUUUUGAUUACUUCUUUACAACUGUCUUUACUAUUGAAAUUGCCUUGAAAGUCAUCGCGUACGGAUUGGUUUUCCACAAGGGAGCCUUUUGUCGAUCGGCUUUCAAUCUUCUUGAUUUAUUGGUCGUUUGUGUGUCGCUAAUCUCUUUCGGAUUCAGCUCUGGAGCUAUUUCCGUCGUUAAGAUUCUUCGAGUACUUCGCGUGCUAAGGCCUUUGCGUGCCAUCAACCGAGCUAAAGGACUUAAACAUGUCGUCCAGUGCGUCAUUGUCGCUGUGAAAACCAUCGGUAACAUCAUGCUGGUCACGUGCCUUCUCGAGUUCAUGUUCGCUGUCAUCGGUGUUCAACUCUUCAAAGGCAAGUUUUUUAAGUGCAACGAUCCAUCGAAAAUGACCAGGGACGACUGCAUAGGGACGUUUAUCCAAUACGAGGACGAUGAUAUUGAACGUCCAGUCGUAUCAAACAGAACGUGGGAAAACAAUGACUUUCAUUUCGACGACGUUGGUAAAGCCAUGCUGACAUUAUUCACAGUAUCAACGUUCGAAGGAUGGCCGGGUUUGUUGUACGUGUCUAUCGACUCGCACACAGAGGAUAUGGGUCCGAUGCACAACUACCGGCCAAUGAUCGCCUGCUUCUAUUUUAUCUACAUUAUUAUCAUCGCCUUUUUCAUGGUCAAUAUCUUCGUCGGUUUCGUUAUCGUUACUUUCCAGAACGAGGGAGAACAGGAAUAUCGAAACUGCGAAUUGGAUAAAAAUCAGCGAAACUGUAUAGAAUUUGCAUUGAAAGCUAAGCCCUUCCGGCGCUAUAUCCCCAAACAGCGAUUUCAGUACAAAGUCUGGUGGAUGGUGACGUCGCAGCCCUUCGAGUAUGUCAUUUUCACGUUGAUCAUUACCAAUACGAUUACGCUCGGAAUGAAAUUUUACGGCCAACCGGAGGUGUAUACACAGGCUCUGGACGUUUUGAAUAUGAUAUUCACGAGCGUCUUUGCCUUGGAAUUUGUUUUAAAAUUGGCUGCAUUUCGAUUCAAGAAUUAUUUUAGCGAUCCUUGGAACGUAUUCGAUUUUGUUAUUGUCCUGGGAAGUUUCAUCGACAUUGUCUACUCCCAGUUAAAUCCUGAUUCCAAUCUCAUCUCCAUCAAUUUCUUCCGCCUUUUCCGUGUCAUGCGAUUGGUCAAACUACUCAGCCGCGGUGAGGGAAUCCGUACGCUUCUUUGGACGUUUAUGAAAUCUUUCCAGGCUUUGCCCUACGUUGCCCUAUUGAUCGUGAUGUUAUUUUUCAUCUACGCCGUCAUUGGCAUGCAGGUUUUCGGCAAGAUUGCCCUGGACAACGAUACAGCUAUACACCGAAACAACAAUUUUCAAACAUUUCCGCAAGCUGUCCUUGUCCUUUUCCGGUCAGCUACGGGAGAGGCCUGGCAGGAUGUUAUGCUCGGUUGUUCAUCACAGAAGGCCCCAGCUUGUGAUCCAAAGUCAGAUGAAUUUCGCAAUAAUGCAACGGAGCAUUGUGGCACAGAGUUUGCCAUCCCAUAUUUCAUUUCCUUCUACGUCUUGUGCUCAUUUUUGAUUAUCAAUUUGUUUGUCGCCGUUAUCAUGGACAAUUUCGAUUACCUAACGCGUGAUUGGUCCAUCCUGGGCCCGCAUCACCUCGACGAAUUCGUCCGUCUUUGGAGUGAAUAUGAUCCGGACGCUAGAGGUCGUAUCAAGCAUUUGGAUGUGGUAACGUUAUUGCGUAAAAUAUCGCCGCCACUGGGUUUCGGCAAAUUAUGCCCACAUCGCGUGGCUUGCAAGAGGCUGGUCUCGAUGAAUAUGCCCCUCAAUAGUGACGGUACUGUCAUGUUCAACGCUACCCUGUUUGCAGUGGUGCGGACGUCGCUCAAGAUCUAUACAGACGGAAACAUUGACACGGCAAACGAAACACUACGCGCUGUCAUUAAGAAAAUCUGGAAAAGAACCAACAGUAAAUUACUGGAUCAAGUUGUGCCGCCACCUGGAAUCGACGACGAGGUGACAGUUGGCAAGUUCUACGCUACCUUCCUAAUUCAGGAUUACUUCCGUCGCUUCAAAAAGAGGAAAGAAAUGCUCAACAAGGAUGUUACUCUUGACGGUGAAGUGACCGGAGUUGAUACGGUAACGCUACAGGCCGGAUUGCGAACCCUGCACGAUGCUGGGCCUGAACUGAAGAGAGCCAUCUCUGGCAAUCUUGACGAGCUGAUGGAACGUGACCCAGAGCCUAUGCACAGAAGGAAUCAUACUUUAUUUGGUAGUGUUUGGUCCAACAUGCGACGAGGAGGCGGGCCAUCGUCAAGACAACGACCGACGGAGUCAUCACCAUUAAAACUAUCGCCGCAAAUGUUAAUGAAAACGGCCAACGCAUCUAAUGGGCAAAGCUUACCGGUUUCCUCGUCCAGUGACGAGCUUUCGGAAGCUAUGCCGCUCCGACCACUGCGACUCCGACAAAAUCAGACCAACAACAACGGAAGUCUGCCUAGCGAUAUGUUUCAUGGCGUCCUGCCAACGACAGACCUGGGAUCUGCAUCGACACUUCCUCGCUGCUUUGCUAGAAAGAGUGAACGUCGAUUAACUGGCGGACUGUGGCUGGCUCAGGCUCACGCGUACGCAAUGGCCCUGGCCGGCGUUCUACCUGGAAGCACGGCAUCCUUUACUCGCCGUUUGAGCUUGAAUAGUCAAACAUACAGUCGAACACUUCCAUCUUUCAAAUUCGAAGAAUGUAGUGAACCGCCUAGAACAACGUGCAGUCUAACUUUGCAACCUUGGCCGCCAGCUCACGAGGAGGCCGUCGCUGGAUCGGCUGAGAGCUUGGUCGGCAAGGUUCUAGUUGAGCAAGGCCUUGGCAAGUUCAUUGAUGACGAUUUUAUCCGCACGACGUCACGUGAAAUGCAAGAGGCCAUGGAUAUGACGAAAGAGGAGAUGGAUCGUGCCGCUCAUCAUUUGCUAAUGUUGACGCAAGAUGAAAUUGGUACAUCCCGAUCUCCCCAAGCGCUGUCGGGUGCGGCCGUUCGACGACCGGGUGGCCAACCGUUGACUUUAGCGCUCAAUUCGGCCUUCAGUGAGGUUGACCACGUCCCGCAGUCUCGUCACAACUCCUAGCCGAUCUUUGGUAUAGGUAGAAAUAACCUAAAUUUUUUAAAUCCUUCACCUUUGGGUAAACGAAAGGCUUUUGGUGAAUCGUUUGGUAAUUUUGGAGAUUUGAUGACUUUGCCUUUUGGUGUCGACAUUCGUCGCCAUUUUGCCAUUUGUGAAUUUUUCCAUUCAAGUUUGAGAUGUUUUUUUUUUGGUUUUUUUUUUGUUUUUUUGCCAGUGAACCAAAUCCUUUCCCUUUGCAACAAGUGCCUCCCCUCUCAUCUUUGUAUGUCGAUUAUAUUCUGUAGUUGUAAUCCUUAUCAGAUCUUUUGUCUCUUACAUUUUUUCAAUACAUCCUCCUAUAAUAUUUA
Molecule: messenger RNA, 6439 nt
Organism: Daphnia magna
Lineage: Eukaryota; Metazoa; Arthropoda; Branchiopoda; Diplostraca; Daphniidae
Gene: Ca-alpha1D
Product: muscle calcium channel subunit alpha-1
Exons: 39
Coding region: 171-6095 (1974 amino acids)
Biological process (GO): calcium ion import across plasma membrane
Cellular component (GO): voltage-gated calcium channel complex; membrane
Molecular function (GO): high voltage-gated calcium channel activity
Source: RefSeq, a predicted model, not a curated record